Molecule: messenger RNA, 4383 nt
Organism: Bufo gargarizans (Asiatic toad)
Lineage: Eukaryota; Metazoa; Chordata; Amphibia; Anura; Bufonidae
Gene: AMFR
Product: autocrine motility factor receptor
Exons: 14
Coding region: 265-2160 (631 amino acids)
Biological process (GO): protein K48-linked ubiquitination; endoplasmic reticulum unfolded protein response; ubiquitin-dependent protein catabolic process
Cellular component (GO): endoplasmic reticulum; ubiquitin ligase complex; cytosol
Molecular function (GO): ubiquitin binding; ubiquitin protein ligase activity
Source: RefSeq, a predicted model, not a curated record
GGCAGGCGGAGGGGAUCCUGCAUUAUGUCUGCCCUGGAAGUUUCCGGGUGAGAGCCCCGCCUCCAGCAGGGGGCGCUGUCACACCGAGCAACAUAACGAAGACACGGCCGAGGAUAAGUCUGUGAGACCGGAGAACAGGCCGCCCAGGAGUCAGAGCGCCCCGGCUCACCGUGUCCCUUACCGGGCGUGAUAUACUGCGACCGAGCCGCUGCUCCCCGCUCCGUGCGCUGUAACCGGCCCGCGGGGGCCUCGGGCUCUCCUAAAAUGCCUCUGCUCUUCCUGGAGCGCUUCCCGUGGCCCAGCCUGCGGACAUACACCGGCCUGAGUGGCCUACUGCUGGGCCUCAGCCUGCUGAGCGCCUACCGGAGCCUGAGCCGGGAGCUGGACGAGGAGGAAGGCCGCGGGGAGGCGGAGGAACGCGGCGGGCAGCUGUCAGGAGACGCACGGGAGGUGGCGGUGGAGCUAGGCCGGUACCUGGUGUCUGACAGCCUGGGAGUAUGGGUCCUGGUGAAUACUGUGUGCUGCUUGCUGAUGCUUGUGGCUAAAUUGAUUCAACAUGUGGUGUUUGGGCCGUUGCGAGUCAGCGAGAGGCAGCAUCUGAAGGACAAGUUUUGGAAUUUUAUCUUUUACAAGUUCAUCUUCAUCUUUGGCGUCUUGAACGUGCAGACUGUGGAAGAGGUUGUCCUGUGGUUCUUGUGGUUUGCAGGCUUGGUCUUCCUCCAUCUCAUGGUCCAGCUGUGCCGAGACAGAUUUGAAUAUCUGUCAUUCUCGCCCACCACCCCAAUGAGCUGCCACGUCCGUGUGUUAGUUCUUCUCUCUGCCAUGCUUGGGGUGUGCUGCUGCUUGGGUGUGCUGUGUGUGUUUGCUGGAUAUGUACACGGGAUUCACACGCUGGCAUUCAUGGCUGCCGAGUGUUUGCUGGUGACCACAAGAACAGCCCAUGUUGUGUUACGCUAUGUGAUUCACCUGUGGGACCUUAAUCAUGAGGGAACGUGGGAAGGCAAAGGGACUUAUGUAUAUUAUACAGAUUUUGUGAUGGAGCUCAGUCACCUUUCCAUGGACCUGAUGCAUCAUAUUCACAUGUUGCUAUUUGGCAACAUUUGGCUUUCCAUGGCAAGCCUGGUUAUCUUCAUGCAAUUGCGUCACCUUUUCCAUGAACUGCAGCGCAGACUCCGCCGUCACAAAAAUUAUUUGCGGGUUGUUGGGAACAUGGAGGCUCACUUUGCAGUAGCCACUGCUGAGGAGCUGGAGGCCAAUAACGAUGACUGCGCCAUCUGCUGGGAUUCAAUGCAAGCUGCGCGCAAGCUACCCUGUGGGCAUCUGUUUCACAACUCAUGCCUCCGCUCUUGGCUGGAACAGGACACUUCAUGUCCGACUUGUAGAAUGUCUCUCAAUAUGGCUGAUGGCACCAGACCUCGUGGAGCGCAGCCGAGAGACAACAUAGAUCCAAAUAUGAUCCCCCUAACCGUGACAGAGGUGCGACCCCGCCUCAAUCAGCACAAUCACUUCUUCCAUUUUGAUGGUUCAAGGUUUGCAAGUUGGCUGCCAAGUUUCUCAGUUGAAGUGAUGCACACAACAAAUAUCAUCGGAAUUGCUCAAGCAAGUAACUCUCAGCUAAAUGCCAUGGCCCAGCAGGUUUUAGACAUGUUUCCUCAAGUACCUUAUCACCUGGUCUUGCAGGAUCUGCAGAUUACUCGCUCCGUGGAGAUCACUACGGACAAUAUUUUAGAGGGACGCAUUCUAGUGCCUUUUCCCACACAGAGGUCUGAUGAGCCCAGAUCGGACGGGUCUUCUGAAGCUAAUGAGCAACAAGAAACUAAUGGAGAUGUCCAGACCGAGCGAGUUCCAUUGAACUUGACCCCAAGUAUGGAGGAAUACGGAGACUUCAGUGAAGCAGAGGUACAGCCCACUGAUGCAGAAGACUUUGAGGCCAGAGGCAGCCGGUUCUCCAAAUCUGCAGAAGAGAGGCAACGAAUGCUAAGCCAAAGAAAGGAGGACGUGGUGCAGCUGGCAAGAAGGCGCUAUCUCAACAGAACUUCAGACGAUGGUCCUUCUACGUCCUCAGAAAACGAGGUUUCGGACUCGGUUGCCCUCCGCCGGCGUAUGAUGGCAGCCGCUGCCGAGCGCAGGAUUCAGCUGCAGCAGCCGCCUCAGGAAUGACCCGAGCACAUGCAUCACCUGGCCUUGAUCUUUGUGCACACGAUGCACACACAGACUUGUUCUGACCCAGCACCUUUCUCUAGAGCUGCUCCAGCUUGACGGACAGAGAUAAUCUUUUGUAAAAUGUAUUGUUUUUCUUUCUCGCAGGCCUUGUUUUUAGAACAAGAGGGGGCUGAUAAUAGGCUCAGAUGAAUUAGAUGUUUUUUUUUGACCAACAACAUGUAUGACUGAUCCUCGAGGGAGAAACAUGACAGUAUUUUAGACAGAGGAAAAAGCCUCUGCAACCUCUAGAUCUUAAAGUAACACGAGAAAAAAAAAAACCCGUCCUCUUCUUAUGAAUUUCCUCAGCAGCAGCUUACGUUUUGGCGAUGUUUUUAGAUGAGGACCAUGCCAAUUUUACUCAUGGCUACCCCAUAACCAUGCAUUUGUUUACAAUGUUUGCAGAUUAAAUAUGUGUAUUAAAUAUUCAUGUCCCGCUUUGAUGAGAGUAGAGAACCCUGCACGUCCGUUAGAACCUGACAGAAGUACCACUUUAUAAGACUUGAUGGAUGAUUAUCGGACACUCGGUUGUGUUCACAAGCAUUUGAGGAGGUUCUGUUGCUUUCCCGGACGAGAUCUAGUGCAGGGUUCUGUGGGAUUGGUUAGGGGCAAGAAAUGCAAGCGAUAGCAAAGGUGUUUCAGAUUAAAGGUAAGUAGCUAAUAAGGAGUUGGUUUCUGUGCAGUGAGGCUUCAUAGAGACUUGGUCCUGACAAAUGUGGUUCUGCUCCUGCGGGGUCACUUUCUUCUGCCAUGGCUUAUGUUUCCGGUAUAAGUGGAAAUCUCCAAAGUCGUAUGAACAGAAUUACUGUUUUUUAUUAUUUUCUGUUAAAGGGAGCCUGUCAACAGUUUUGUAGAUGGGAAACUGCUGACGGACACAGCGGCAGUGGACAGCAGGUAAUACACACCCCGUCCCUGCUUUUGAUCAAUGAAGUGCUGUGAAAAUGAUCAUUGAAUGCCAAAGGUGCCGCUCCCACAAGUGCAUUGGGGGCAGUCUUCAGGCUCAGUAUGAGGGGCACCACAACCAGGAGACGCCUACAGCUGUCAUAUACUGAGCCUGAAGCAUUGUAGCCUGCGGGCCGGCCCCCAGUGCACUUGUGGGAAAAGGCACCCACGUCAUUCAAAAUUAAUUUUUACAGCACUUCAUUGAUUAAAAGCAGAGGCAGGUUUGUAUGAAUUCCUGCCCAUACCUGUGUCUGUCAGCAGUUCUUAAUCAACAAAGUGGCCGACAGACUCCCUUUAACUCCAUUUGUCUGUAUUCUGUACUCUCUCCAAAACCAUGUGUUUUAUAUAUAGUUUACCCGGGUGACAUUGUACAUUGUUGUAUCUGUUACAGGAGACGCAAGACGUACAUUUUGUCCUUAAAUAAACUCACUUGACAGACUAGUGCGGGACCCAAGUGGGCAGACAUGACACAAGGAUGGAAAGAGAAUCCCUGUGCCGUACACCACCCCCUUAGGCCCUGCACUAGAUAAAAUGCAGGAUAUUCGUUUAUUCUAGUGUUAUUAAGGCUUCAUGCACACAACUGUAUUUUUCAUCCAUGUGGUGUCCGCAUUUUUUACGGAUGGCAUGCCGACCCAUUUAUACGGGGACAUGCACACAUCAGUGUUUCUUGGGGAUCCAUUUUUCAGUUCUGGAAUAUGUCCUAUUCUAUAAGGAAAGCAGACAGACAGAUGCCCGUAUUUUGCAGACCGAAAUAUGGACACGGCCAUGUACCCAUGUGUUGGGUAUCUGACUUUAUUUAGUUCAGCCUGGCCCAUUACUGACCCAGUAUUGGAAAAGCAGUUCAUGGGAACCUAUAGGGGAAGGUGGGCAUUUAUUUCUGACCUGUUUGUGAAUGGAAAACAGGAAAAUAUAAUUUUGAUAAUUAAAAAGAAAAACAGAUGCCGAAGGAUGAGAUCAGAUUUGCUACAGAAAAAUUAUUAGUUUUCUUCUCUGCCAAAAUCGCUCAGUAAAGUCGUAAAAUUGUCAUCCCCCAAAAAAAGUGUGCACUUGGCCUAAGCUAGCAGCAGAGAGCACUCAUUUACAGCACAUGAAUGUGCAUUGGAGACUGAGCCUGGCUGCUAGAAACAUGUUUUUAUUUUAUUUUUUUUCAGAUGCCUUUGCCAUCACAGGAUGCCUUGUGAUUUGGCUACUGCAAUGUCUGGAUUUUAUUCUUAUAAAAAAUAAACUUUUAAUCAGUGUUGA